CUCUCACCCAAUGAAGUGGACUGGUGCUUAUCUUCAGAGCGUGUUUCGUGAAUAGCACGUAUUUUGUCUUAGCAAUAUCUAAGAGUGUCCCGUGUUUAAUUGACCAAUCGUCGGCUUCACGUAGUUGGCUUUCCAAUAGGGAUCUAGCUUCCUUCGGUGUACUGGCUGCUGCCAUAAAUAGUACAUCGUCUGCAUAGCCCACAUUGAUAACCUCUCGGAUGGCUUCAGUAACGAGGUAUUAUCUAUCAAAUACAAUGGUCCGCUUAUUGGGACCCUCUUACGGUGCAUUUGCUAAGUGGGAAAGUCGAGGAAGCAUAGUUGGAGAAUUUGAAGCGUUUUUCCUGUCCUUCAAAAACCAUCCUAUCCAUCUCGUGAGGUACUUUCGUAGUCCGACCUUCCUGCAUUCCUCAUGGAGCUUCUCAUGUAUGACAUUAUUGAAAGCUCCUUCUUUGCGUCUAGGGCAAGCUCCGUUACUACCUUCAUUUCCUUCCAAGCAUUUUGAAUCAAUUCAGCGACAUUUAGUAGAGUAUCAUCUGUAUCUUAGCCUUUACUACACCCAAAGUGCGUACUCGGGAUUAACUUUCUCGUGUCUAAUUCAUAUUGCAGUCUCUUUGUCAUGACGGUUUCAAUUAACUUCGAAAGAUGGUUAAGUAGUGAGAUGGGGCGAUAGCUGCUCGCUUCUCUGUAUGACUUCUUAUGUGAC
Wallemia mellicola CBS 633.66 is the source of this 703-nucleotide messenger RNA. RefSeq lists its product as hypothetical. The record is from RefSeq and is a predicted model, not a curated record. The annotation marks the transcript as partial. Lineage: Eukaryota; Fungi; Basidiomycota; Wallemiomycetes; Wallemiales; Wallemiaceae. The transcript has a single exon.